Ipomoea nil (Japanese morning glory) is the source of this 1356-nucleotide messenger RNA. RefSeq lists its product as uncharacterized. NCBI's taxonomy places the organism in Eukaryota, Viridiplantae, Streptophyta, Magnoliopsida, Solanales, Convolvulaceae. The transcript is spliced from 6 exons. The record is from RefSeq and is a predicted model, not a curated record. The coding region runs from base 1 to 897 and encodes 298 amino acids.
AUGCUAAGGUCUCCAUUUGCAGUAAUAGGUCAAAAUCUCUACAGUCCAAGGAGCAAUGUAUCGAGUCAUCAAAAUGAAGAGGACGCCAAAGAUUCGCACGCCAAUGGCUCUAGCAAUAAAACCGAAGUAACAUUUCUUAAGAAGGAUGAUCCGAAGAUACUCGCAUUGAUGCAACAAGCGGAACUACUGAGCUCGCUGGCACUCAAAGUCAAUUCCGAAAAACGAGCAUUCUUGUAUGGAGGAAUUCAGCCAAUAUCGAUCCCUCUUUUGCAAUAUUCUUGGAGACGGAGAUGCCAAAUUUCUGAGAUGGAGAUUCAGCUCGAGAAUUUUAAGCAAUCUGCAAAUGAAUUAAAAAGCAUUAAUGAAUGCAGUCAACCAUCUUGGAGGCAACCUGCUUUAUCAGAAGAGUCUGCAGGCAGCUCGGAGUAUAGCACGGGAUCAACUUUACUAGCCCACGGGGUUGGUGAUAAUAGAGAAAAGAGCGAAGCCGAGCUAUGUGCAUUGCAUCAGGAUAUUGAAUCAGGAUUACAAUCAACCCACAUUGAUGAUGAAUUUGCCAAAGGAAUUUCUGGGAAUAAUGCCUCGACUUCUCAAGCUUGUGACAAAGUUAAUCCCGUUAAUGAGACCAUAUGUGAGUAUUCAAAUGAAGAAUGUUGUUCCCCUCUUCAAGUAACCCCGAUGUUCAGAUCACUAGCAGCAGCUAUUCCCAGCCCAAAAUUUUCAGAAAGUGAGAGACAAUUCCUACUAAAAAUGCUUGGAAUGGAAUCUACGUCUCUGAAUCCAAGCAUCAAUCCUUCUCAUCCUCCAUCGUGCAAGAUGGCCCUCCUCCAUAGAACUUACGAUUCUGCGGGGCUCAACCACCAUGACUUUUCGUCCAAAAAUUUCAGGCAUGUGUAGAUUUUUUUAAAAGCCAGUUUUCCAUUGGAUUGCAGUCAUUAUGACCUGAGUUUUUACAAAGAGGCCAUGAAGAUCUGGUCCCAAAGACCACAAUCUAGAAUGCAAUGGAGCAUCCUAGUAUUUCCCGAAUAUCUGAUAAGAUGGUCUGCAUCCUUUCUCAACUUACCAGCCUAUAUAAUACAGUGUCUUAGAGUGUUGUUUUUUUGUGUUGUGUCACAUUUUUUUGUGUGUUGUAUGGGAUAGUUGGAUAGGGCAUCCAAUAACGUUCCCAUAAGGCUUUUUACGGUAUUUAUAUGUCAAUUGUACAGAAUAUAUAGAAUGUAGUUACAGAUUGACACAUCGCCAAUGAUAUAGAACAUAUCAAAAAGAAGAAUACAUUGAUAGAAGAGAGGAGGAUCAACAUCAACCAGUUGAACUGACCCCUCCCUCCCUAGCGUUUUUGCUUCGUGUGCAGAGUUA